Messenger RNA from Xenia sp. Carnegie-2017, 582 nucleotides. Its product is annotated as RNA-binding protein Musashi homolog 2-like. Gene Ontology annotation, molecular function: RNA binding. The transcript is spliced from 4 exons. Bases 1 to 318 code for a protein of 105 amino acids. Lineage: Eukaryota; Metazoa; Cnidaria; Anthozoa; Malacalcyonacea; Xeniidae. The record is from RefSeq and is a predicted model, not a curated record.
AUGGCGGAAGAACUUAGGAAGUUGUUUGUCGCUCGUCUUCCUUGGACGGCUUGUAGAGUUGCGUUGAGUGAGUACUUCAGUAAGUUUGGAAAAAUUGAACGAACUCAAGUUAUAUUUGAUCGAAACACUGGCAGAUCCAAAAGGUUUGGUUUUGUCAUCUUUAAAAAUGAAGACAGUGUCAUUAAAACAAUGGAGGAAUCUCACCAUGUGCUUCAUGAUACUGAGAUAUUUGUGAAGCCCCACACACCACCAAAGAUGGCAACACAUGACGCAAACAAAAAUGUUUUUGAUGUCGUUAUGAAUACAGAACAGAAAUAAGAGUAAUCUUCUUGACGUAGACGAUAUGAGGAGGUGAUUGUGAAACGUAAGCUGUACCUUUAUCAAUAACAUAGUUUAUCCGAAGCUGUUGUUUUAUGUGACGUUUAUGGUUAUUGUAUUUAAAUCUUGCAUUAUUUUACCAAAUACCCUUUUGCGUCAUCAAAAUUUUAACUACACCCAUUCGAUAAAAUUAUUAUGCACACACAACAAUGUAACUAGCAAUCACAACAGUUUAAUAAAUUUAACAAUUCUGCGCUUCUGAAA